Scaptodrosophila lebanonensis is the source of this 495-nucleotide messenger RNA. RefSeq lists its product as uncharacterized. The transcript has 2 exons. The record is from RefSeq and is a predicted model, not a curated record. NCBI's taxonomy places the organism in Eukaryota, Metazoa, Arthropoda, Insecta, Diptera, Drosophilidae. The coding region runs from base 1 to 495 and encodes 164 amino acids.
AUGUCGAACUUCUGUACUAAUCAAGCGGAGCGCCAUGUCGUGUUCAAGUCAAUUAAUGCCACAUUCAGUCCAAAACACUUUCAUAAUUUCAGUAUAACGAUUAAGAAUAAUACCGUGAACAUGGAUAUGUAUAUUAUUAGACCCUUGCGUCGUGGCUACAUGGCCCAUCUCGAAUAUCAAAUGCGUUUGGCCAAUGCUAAAUUAUUUCAAACAAUUUUUAGUAACAAAUUCGAUAUUUGCAAUACAGUGGGUAGCCUGAAGGAAAGCAUCAUAAAGUAUUGGUUCAAGACAAUGUUAAAGAAUGGAAAUUUUAUGCAAAACUGUCCCGUUGAGGUCGGACACUAUUAUCUCCACAAUUGGCAAAUGGCAGUGACGCACAGGUUUCUUCAACCUGCCGAAUAUCGAUGCAUUGCCCGUACCUAUUAUGGCAAAUACAAGUCCAAGACGGAGGAUCAUGUAAUUACAUUUCAAAUAGAAGCAGAGCUGAUGAAUUAA